Messenger RNA from Acanthosepion pharaonis, 753 nucleotides. The record is from the annotation of a GenBank genome assembly. NCBI's taxonomy places the organism in Eukaryota, Metazoa, Mollusca, Cephalopoda, Sepiida, Sepiidae.
AUGUUUUUAUCUUUCUUUCUUUUUCCAGUCUUUAUAUUUCUUUCUUUCUUUCUUUCUUUCUUUCUUUGUUGGUUUGUUUGUUUCUUUCUUUGUAACUCAGUUUUUUUCUAUCUAUCUAUCUAUCUAUCUAUCUAUCUAUCUAUCUAUCUAUAUCUAUCUAUCUAUCCGAUGCUUUCUUUCUUUCUUUCUUUCUUUCUUUCUUUCUUUCUUUCUUUCUUUCCCAGCGUUUUUCUUUCUUUCUUCUUCAACUUUUUUCUAUCUAUCUAUCUAUCUAUCUAUCUAUCUAUCUAUCUAUCUAUCUAUCUAUCUAUCCGAUGCUCUUUCUUUCUUUCUUUCUUUCUUUCUUUCUUCUUCAAGUUUUUCUUUCCUUCUUUCUUUCUUUGUAACUUUUUUCUAUCUUCUAUCUUUAUCUUUCUUUCUAUCUAUCUAUCUAUCCGAUUUUUCUUUCUUUCUUUCUUCUUUCAAUUUUUUUCUUUUUUCUUUCUUUCUUUCUUUCUUUCUUUGUUUUUCUUUCUUUUUCUUCAAUUUUUUUAUCUUUCUUUCCUUCUUUCUUUCUUUGUAAUUCAGCUUUUUCUAUCUAUCUAUCUAUCUAUCUAUCUAUCUAUCUAUCUAUCUAUCUAUCUAUCUAUCUAUCUAUUCUAUAAUUUCUAUAUCUAUCUAUCUAUCUAUCUAUCUAUCUAUCUAUCUAUCUAUAUAUCUCAUUCUAUAUAUAAUCAUUUGCAUAUCUAUCUAUCUAUCUAUCACCGUGAUUGA